Peromyscus eremicus (cactus mouse) is the source of this 2363-nucleotide messenger RNA. RefSeq names its product interleukin 1 receptor associated kinase 4 (gene Irak4). Gene Ontology annotation, biological process: protein phosphorylation; signal transduction. Gene Ontology annotation, molecular function: protein serine/threonine kinase activity; magnesium ion binding; ATP binding. NCBI's taxonomy places the organism in Eukaryota, Metazoa, Chordata, Mammalia, Rodentia, Cricetidae. The record is from RefSeq and is a predicted model, not a curated record. Bases 206 to 1600 code for a protein of 464 amino acids. Gene Ontology annotation, cellular component: plasma membrane. The transcript is spliced from 12 exons.
CCCUCCACUCCCAGCCUCCCAGGACCGCCGGAGCUGCUGUCCCGCACGGAUCUGGUGCUCUGGGAAGCCGCAUCACCUGGUCGCAAGACGGUCUGAAGUCGCCUCGUGGCCCCGCGCGUCCUCCCCUCCCGAGUCCUCGCGGGACCGCGGCGGAACGCCGGUCGCCUGGUUCAGGAAGCGAGGAACGUCAGAGAGGAAGUAGAAGAUGAACAAGCCUCUGACACCAUCCACGUACGUUCGCAGCCUCAAUGUCGGAAUCAUUCGGAAGCUGUCGGAUUUUAUCGAUCCUCAGGAAGGAUGGAAGAAAUUAGCAGUGGCUAUUAAAAAGCCAUCUGGGGAUGAUAGAUACAAUCAAUUUCAUAUAAGGAGAUUCGAGGCCUUACUCCAAACUGGAAAAAGCCCCACUUGUGAGCUGCUGUUUGAUUGGGGUACCACCAACUGCACAGUCGGGGACCUUGUGGAUCUUCUGGUCCAGAUUGAACUCUUUGCCCCAGCUACUCUCCUGCUGCCGGACGCUGUUCCCCAAACUGUCAGCUGUGUACCUCCUAGAGAAGCAGCAACAGUGGCGCAGACCCAGGGGCCUUGCUGUGAAAAAGACAGCACCCCCGUAGUGCCUGUGCCGAGGCUAGAACAGAGCUGUGGGCGGCCUGACUCCUCCUGCCCCGCCCAGAAAAGUCUGGAGUUCAGCGAUACCGAUACUCGUUUUCACAGUUUUUCAUUUUAUGAACUGAAGAGUAUCACGAACAACUUUGAUGAACGGCCUGUUUCUGUCGGCGGCAGCAGAAUGGGAGAGGGAGGCUUCGGAGUGGUGUACAAAGGCUGCGUGAACAACAGGACCGUGGCGGUGAAGAAGCUCGGAGCGAUGGUUGAAAUCAGCACUGAAGAACUGAAGCAGCAGUUUGACCAAGAAAUUAAAGUAAUGGCGAAGUGUCAGCAUGAAAACCUGGUAGAGCUACUUGGCUUCUCAAGUGACAGCGAUGACCUGUGCUUAGUGUAUGCUUACAUGCCCAAUGGUUCCUUGCUAGACAGACUGUCCUGCCUGGAUGGCACUCCACCACUUUCUUGGCACAUGCGAUGCAAGAUUGCUCAGGGUGCAGCUGAUGGCAUCAGUUUUCUACACGAAAACCAUCAUAUUCAUAGAGACAUUAAAAGUGCAAAUAUCUUACUAGACAAAGACUUUACUGCCAAAAUAUCUGACUUUGGGCUCGCCCGGGCUUCUGCAAAGUUUACCCAGACAGUCAUGACCAGCCGCAUCGUGGGUACAACAGCUUAUAUGGCACCAGAAGCUUUGCGAGGAGAAAUAACACCCAAGUCUGACAUCUACAGCUUCGGUGUGGUUUUAUUAGAGCUAAUAACCGGACUCGCGGCUGUGGAUGAAAACCGUGAACCUCAGUUACUACUGGAUAUUAAAGACGAGAUUGAGGAUGAAGAGAAGACGAUUGAAGAUUACACGGAUGAGAAGAUGGAUGAUGCUGACCCCGCCUCCGUGGAAGCCAUGUACUCUGCGGCCAGCCAGUGUCUGCACGAGAAGAAAAACAAGAGGCCAGACAUUACGAAGGUUCAACAGCUGCUACAAGAGAUGUGCACUGAAAACGAAUGAAAGACUUCAUUUUUUAAAUGUGCAUCAAGUUCUGUAAGCCCUCACCCCUUCACACACACACACACACACACACACACACACACACACACACACACACUUUUUUUUUUUAACUUCUUGUGGUCCUGGAGACUGAACAAGCACUUUGGCACUGAGCUACAUCACCAGCCUGCUUUCUUUUUUUGCGUUUUUUUUUCCCCCCCCCGUAAAUGUUCUUUAACAAGGUGGCAUGGUGCAGUGCAUUGUCCUGGUGAAUUAAUAGAUGUGUUGACCCACCACAGAAGUGACAGUAGUAUGGCGGCACUCGGCCCCGCCUACUUUGUGUGGAGAGCAUUUUCCAUGACAACAUCACCAAACUACAGCAGCCACACGAUUCAGAAAAACAACCCUGCACUGUAGGGUGCAGAGACCCUAGGGUUUGGGGUUUGGAGGUUUUUUGAGGGAGUUGUUUUUUUGAGACAGUGUAGCCCUAGAUGUCCUGGAACUCACUCUCCCUGUAAACCAGGCUGGUCUCAAACUCAGAGAUCUGGGAUUAAAAGCAUGUGUCACCACCGUCCGCCCCGAGACCCUGGUUUGAAGCUCAACAGGACUCAGCUGAUCCCCUGUAAAGCUCUGGUCCAGCUCUGAGCCACCUUAAGCCUCGGUUUUGGCUUUUCUUUUUUGUUAAUGAACUCCAUGCUCCUGUAAAUACUCCUCCUAUGCUCCUGUAAGUAACCACCCACCACUGCUCCUGUAACCCUAAUUAAACUCAUUGGGUCCCCAAGGU